This is a messenger RNA of Trichoderma aggressivum f. europaeum, 2592 nucleotides long. RefSeq lists its product as uncharacterized. Bases 1 to 2592 code for a protein of 863 amino acids. The transcript has 7 exons. Gene Ontology annotation, molecular function: DNA-binding transcription factor activity, RNA polymerase II-specific; serine-type endopeptidase activity. NCBI's taxonomy places the organism in Eukaryota, Fungi, Ascomycota, Sordariomycetes, Hypocreales, Hypocreaceae. Gene Ontology annotation, biological process: regulation of transcription by RNA polymerase II; proteolysis. The record is from RefSeq and is a predicted model, not a curated record.
AUGGUCGGUAACAAGGAAGAAGAAGAAACGCAAGAGGAUACCGAAGUACGCGAAAAGGACGAAGGAACAGAACCCGGCGACACAACGCGCAAGUCAAAGGACUCAAAGGCUUUUGCGGCCAAGUAUGCGGCCGAAGGUCCAGCACAGGGCUAUGGGAAUAUUACGGUCGAAACCAUUCGGGAGGAUGAGACUAAUCCUGUAGCGGCCGGGUUUCGAGAUGCACAACCUAUUAUCGAAAGGAACGAUAAUGAAUGGAUGGCAUACAUGAAAAACUUUGCGAUAUUUUUGCGGAACAUAAAAGGCGAUAACCUGCCGGAAAUCAAGAUUGCGGUCAUCGAUAGUGGUAUUGACGCCACAUUGAAUAUGUUCAAGGGACGAAUUGCUCUCGGCAAGUCCUUUUGCCGUUAUCCAGAUUCAGGAGAAUGCAUAAGCCAGUAUUACGUUCCGCCCGAUGAUCAUGGGACAAAAAUGGCAUAUUUUAUAUGUCAAGUGUUCCCAAAGGUAAGACUAUACAUUGCGCGGCUCGAUAGUGUCGAGUCGAGUCAUGGGAAACAACAAUUUACGGCCAGAUCAGCUGCAGAGGCAAUAGAGUGGUCUAUAGAGUGUGGUGUGGACAUCAUCUCAAUGAGCUGGACUAUAGAAUCAAAUUCAGCCGAGGGGCAAGAGAUAAAGCAGCUCAAGGACGCGAUUUCAUUGGCAGAGAACAAAAACAUUCUCAUGUUUUGCUCAGCUGAUGACAAGGGAGCCAUAUCAAGCGACCACUGCUAUCCCAACGCUUGGAAGAAAAGCCUUCUUAUUGGGGCAGCUAACGAGACUGGUAGUAUGUGUGACUGGGUUCCAACUCAUCAAGGCUCAGAAAUGUUCAUUUUCCCCGGCCUUAAUAUUCCGUUUUCCCCGUGGAUCGAUGCACCAGACAAUCUUGAGUCUGGAAGUUCUGUUGCCACCGCAAUAGCAGCUGGGCUUGCUGGGGUGCUGUUAUUUUGCGACGCACUCAUUAAAACAACAUCAGAGCCAAUCGCACGACAAACAAUACCAUCAAUCACUAACCAUUCGCAAAUGGCAAUGCAGUCCAAAAAUACCGAUGAUGACGACGACGAUGACGACGUAGAGUCUGUCGUAAGUGACGACGAAUCGGAUAAGCAACAGGGCAUCCCGUCACCUAUCAACGAGUGGCUCGGGCAACGAUUCCCUCAGCAAAGCCAGUCUGAGCCGAAUAGCAGCUACAUAGCUAAAUCUGAGCCGCUCAAGUCAAAGGCUGGUAUGGAGCGAGCUUUGUCGAAUUUAUCGGAUAAGGGACGUGGGAAACCCUAUUAUCCGAGACCUGAGAAGGUGCUGGACGAGAACUUUCAAUAUUGGAGCUGGAAGUUGCACCGUGCUGAGGCGAAAGAGGCGUUGGCAAAAUUCAUGACAACAGUCAAGUGCGAUGAGGCCAAACCAAAGUGUGUUCGUACAAGCCCCGAUCCAAUUCUGUCUACAAUAGACCGCUGCAAGUCUCUGAGGUCAGAUGUUACCAAUAUCCUCGAUUCCGUAUCACACCAGGCAGGGACAGCAACAGGCCAAACCGCUGCCCACAACGGUGUACACACGGAAGAGUCGAUGCCUCUCAUGUCGGCAGAAAGCCGCGAUCGCCGCUAUCUCGAACUCCGGCUGCUUCACCUGUGGACGACCGAAGUCUGUUUCACGGUCCCAGGCUGUUAUGAACCCCAAAACCUCAAGAUUUGGUCUCGGGAUGUCCCCAAGAUUGCACUUGACUAUGAGCCUUUACUCACCGCCAUCUUCUCCAUCUCUCUUUUAUACAUGGUCUUUGGCAACUCCCAGGCCGGCAUUCCGGAGGCCGAGCUUUUUGCGUACAGGGCACGAUAUUUCGAGGCGACCGUGCGGCACCACCGCAAGGCACUUGGCUCUAUGGAUCACCAAACUGCUAAUGCGGCCGGCUUCACUUCCAUCAUUCUCAUUUUUGAUGCCUUUGCUAGCCUUAGAGAGCGUUGGAUGCAGCCGGUCCACCCCGGCAUGCCGUAUAAGCCACCGACGGCAUGGCUUCAGAUGUGUAGAGGAGUCAGAAAUGUUGUUGCGCUCGGCCUAGACAUGAUCGGCGAAGACUCUGAUGCGUCUCUUAGUAUCAUAGCCAAGGGGGCUUCUCUCUUCGUUGAUCUAGAUACCAUCUAUUCGGACGCGAAUCGUGCGAAAUUUGCUUACUUACUGCCUGCAAAUGCCGAUACGUCUCUGGAUGACCUUGACUAUGAGGCAUACACAACCGCGAUUGCGUACAUCGGGUCGGUCGCGGCAGCAAAGGAAGCUGGAGAAGAGCAUCCGAAGAUAUGUCGAAGACUUGCGAUUUUCCCCACCAUCUUGCACGACCGGUUCCUCACCCUGCUCGACAUGCUAAGCCCACGUGCCAUGGUUAUCCUCGCGCACUAUUUUGCUUUGCUAUAUACCCUCGACGGCCUGUGGUGGGUGGGCAACUGCCCAGAAAAGGAGAUUGAGGCCAUCAAGGCCAAUCUUGGUAGCGAAUGGCUUGGUUUGAUGGAGUGGCCGCUGCAAAUACUCCGCGAACAUGAUCAAACAUCAGCCGGGGCAGCGAUGAGACUUUGA